This is a messenger RNA of Suillus subalutaceus, 561 nucleotides long. RefSeq lists its product as uncharacterized. The coding region runs from base 50 to 370 and encodes 106 amino acids. Gene Ontology annotation, biological process: mitochondrial proton-transporting ATP synthase complex assembly. Lineage: Eukaryota; Fungi; Basidiomycota; Agaricomycetes; Boletales; Suillaceae. The record is from RefSeq and is a predicted model, not a curated record. Gene Ontology annotation, cellular component: mitochondrial matrix. The transcript is spliced from 3 exons.
AUUAAGCUUGAGUUGAACGCUUCAGGUCAACGUUUGCUUGGACCCAUUAAUGGUCGCACAUGUCUACCGAAAGGUAGUCCGAGAGAUAGCCAAAGCGACUGUCAAACCUCGGUUAGCUCGGAACAAAGACAUUGCUUCAAACUUCCGAGCCUUGUUCGCACAGAGCGGACGACCCGAGGAUGCGCAACUUUUUCAACACGAUAUGCAGAAUGCCUUGACUUUCAUGCAAUCCCAGCGAGAAUAUAAGGCUUUAUUGGAGAGAUAUAACCCAUUAAUCGACCUAACGGCGGAGGAACGGAUAGAAGCUACUGCACGACGAGUCGGGCUGAACAUGCCCAAGACCCAUACGCCUGAUUCCCAGGACACAUAGUAACACUUGAGUUACCUGGUAGAUACAUUCAAAUGUAACAGGUCAAUUUCUGUUUACUACGAGCAGUGGCUCGUCAAAGGGGAUGUCAGGCGUAGUAUAUCAUGAUGCCCGAGGAUACCAAGUCAUUUUAGAUAUCUAUGGCGCCCAGUACGAGGCCAGUUAAAAGUUAUAAUACAUAGUAUGAUUUUCCU